AUGAAAUUCAAGAUAUUUGAUGGCAUUAUUGAUAUGUUAAAUCAAAAUGAUAAUGAAAUAAAGGAAUCGAAAGAAAAAAUUAAAAAACUUCAAGACGAAUUAAAAGCAUAUCAGACCCAAACACAAAAUCUCAAUGAUUCUAAAGAAAAAAUUAAAAAACUUCAAGACGAAUUAAAAGCAUAUCAGACCCAAACACAAAACCUCAAUGAUUCUAAAGAAAAAAUUAAAAAACUUCAAGACGAAUUAAAAGCAUAUCAGACCCAAAUACAAAACCUCAAUCAUUCGAAAGAGAUAUUAAUCAAAAUCUCUGAGAUUAAGAAAUCUAAUAACUUUGAAAGCGCUUACAAAUUUCUUGACGAACUUUCUGCGGAAGGAAAUCAGGAAAUGAUGUUAAUUGCAUGUAAUGAAGGACUUUGGAAAAUGACAACAAAAGAUAAUAACAAUGUACUUCAUGUUGCAAGCGAAAAAGGAAAUCUUCGGCUUAUCAAAUUUCUCAUCGAAUGUAAUUGCGAUAAAGAUACAAAAGAUAAAGAUGAUACUACUCCACUCAUUUAUGCAUCAUUCUAUGGAUAUCUUGAAGUUGUUAAAUAUCUUAUCUCAGUUGGAGCUAAUAAAGAAGCUAAGGAUACUUGGAGACAAACUCCACUCAUUUUAGCAUCAGUUCAAGGUCAUCUUGACGUUGUUAAAUAUCUUAUCUCAGUUAGAGCUAAUAAAGAAGCAACGAAUUAUUAUGGAUGGACUCCACUCAUUUUUGCAUCAGUUAAAGGUCAUCUUGAAGUUGUUAAAUAUCUCAUCUCAGUUGGAGCUAAUAAAGAAGCAAAGGAUAAUGAUGGAAAAACUGCACUGAUGCUUGCAUCAGCUAAAGGCUAUCUUGAAAAUGUUAAAUAUCUCAGAUAA
Trichomonas vaginalis G3 is the source of this 897-nucleotide messenger RNA. Its product is annotated as ankyrin repeat protein family. Gene Ontology annotation, molecular function: protein binding. Bases 1 to 897 code for a protein of 298 amino acids. Lineage: Eukaryota; Parabasalia; Trichomonadida; Trichomonadidae. The record is from RefSeq and is a predicted model, not a curated record. The transcript has a single exon.